AACUGAAAUCAGUCCAGUGAUGAUAGGGAAGAUCGUGGGUGUCUUCCCGCCAGAGCCAGUUGGCCAACAGGCAGUCCGCUGCCAGCCUGUCUCCUCCCUCGGCUCAUCCCCAGCCCCCUGGGGCGGCCGCCCGCUCAGAGCUGAUCAGGUGUCAGAGUGGAGCGGCUGGAGCUUCUCGGGGCCCAGCUGGGAGUGGGUAACCGGAGCCGGCAGUGGGCACUGUGGCCGGGAGCUCGGGGCACUGGAGCUGCAGGAGGUGGCCUGCGGAGAGGAGAAACGCAGAAUACCAACCAUGAAGACUCUCAGGGCACGAUUUAAGAAGACAGAGCUGCGGCUCAGCCCCACUGACCUCGGCUCCUGCCCGCCCUGUGGCCCCUGCCCCAUCCCGAAGCCGGCAGCCAGAGGCAGGUGCCAGAGUCAAGACUGGGGCAAGAGUGACGAGAGGCUACUACAAGCCGUGGAGAACAACGAUGCACCUCGGGUGGCCACCCUCAUCGCCCGCAAGGGGCUGGUGCCCACAAAGCUAGACCACGAGGGCAAGUCUGCGUUCCACCUGGCUGCCAUGCGGGGUGCGGCCAGCUGUCUGGAGGUGAUGAUAGCUCAUGGCGCCAAUGUCAUGAGCACGGACGGGGCAGGUUACAAUGCACUCCAUCUGGCCGCCAAAUACGGGCACCCACAGUGCUUGAAGCAACUACUGCAGGCCUCCUGCGUGGUGGACGUCGUGGACAGCAGCGGCUGGACGGCCCUACACCAUGCAGCGGCUGGUGGCUGUCUCUCCUGCUCAGAGAUGCUCUGCUCCUUUAAGGCACAUCUAAACCCGCAAGAUCGGUCAGGCGCAACGCCCCUCAUUAUAGCAGCCCAAAUGUGUCACACAGACCUGUGCCGUCUCCUUCUGCAGCAAGGGGCUGCCGUGAACAAUCAGGACCUGCAGGGCAGGACGGCCCUGAUGCUGGCCUGUGAAGGGGCCAGCCCGGAAACAGUGGAGGUCCUGCUGCAGGGCGGAGCCCAGCUGGGCAUCACCGAUGCGCUGGGGCAGGACGCGGCUCACUAUGGCGCCCUGGCUGGGGACAAACUCAUCCUGCACCUGCUGCAAGAGGCGGCCCAGCGCCCCUCCCCACCCAGCGAGGAUGACUCAGGCGAGGCGUCAUCUCAGAAUUCUAUGUCCAGCCAUGGAAAGCAGGGGGCCCCUAAGAAACGGAAGGCGCCUCCACCUCCCGCCAGCAUCCCCGUGCCGGAUGACCAGGAUGCCUAUGAGGAGAUCGUGAGGCUGCGACAGGAGAGGGGCCGCCUCCUGCAGAAGAUCCGGGGCCUGGAACAGCACAAGGAACGGAGGCAGCAGGAGUCCCCAGAGGCCAGCUCCCUGCACAGCCUGGAGAGACAGGUGCAAGAGCUGCAGCAGCUACUGGCAGAGAGACAGGAGGAGAAGGAGAGCCUGGGACGGGAGGUGGAGAGUUUGCAGAGCCGGCUGUCCCUGCUGGAGAACGAGCGGGAGAAUACCAGCUAUGAUGUGGCCACCCUGCAGGAUGAGGAGGGUGAGCUGCCUGACUUUCCAGGGGCCGAGGCGCUGCUGUCCAGGCAGCUCAGCCCAUCAGCCCAGGAACGCUUGGCCUCACUGCAGGAGCAGGUGGUUGCACUCACCAGACAGAACCAGGAACUGAUGGAGAAGGUCCAGAUCCUGGAGAAUUUUGAGAAGGACGAGACACAGAUGGAGGUGGAAGAUCUGGCUGAGGUCAUCCCUCUUGCCCUCUACGACUCUCUCCGGGCCGAGUUUGACCAGCUGCGCAGGCAGCACGCUAAGGCCUUGCAGGCACUGAGGCAGCAGGAGACACUGAAGUUUCCCAGAGAAGAGGGGGCAGCCUCUGGGGAAAAUGAGGGUGCUGGAGCCACAGCCACCAAAAACGGGCCAACCCACAUGGAGCUAAAUGGCUCAUUGGUUCCAGAAACCAAACUUAAUGGAGCCGAGACCACAGAUGAGGAGGCUGCAGGAGAUGAAACAAUGGAAGCCAGGACUAUGGAAGCUGCAUCCACAGGCACUGAGGACAGGGGAGCUGAGGCCACAGAGUCGAAACCCACGGGGGCUGAUGUCAGAGACAUGGAGACUGUAGAAGAGGCAUCAAAUAUAGAAAUUAAGCCCACAGGAGCUGAGGCCACAGGCACAGAGGCCACGGGAGUGGUGGCCACAAAAACAAAAGCAGAGGAAGCAGAAGUGCCGGCCUACGAAGUGGGUGCUGGGCAAGCAGAGCCCCCAGUCACUGGGACCACAAACAUGGAAGCCACCAGCUCUAGGGCCACAGAGAUGGAGGCCACGGGAGUCCAUGCCACAGGUUUGGAAAAUCCAGGGAUCUCUGCUGGACCCGUCUUACAUCCUGGUGCCGCAGAGGCCUCGGAAAAGCUUCAAAUCGAGCUGGAGACCAGGAUUCGUGGCCUGGAGGAGGCACUCCGGCAGCGGGAGCGGGAGGCAGCCGCUGAGCUGGAGGUGGCCCUUGGGAAGUGUGAGGCCGCGGAGGCCGAGGCAGGCCGGCUGCGAGAGCGUGUCCGUGAGGCCGAGGGCGGCUGGGGCGGCGGCGAGGGCGGCGGCGGCGGCGUCGACACCGCACAGCUACGGGCGGCCCUGGAACAGGCCCGGGAGGACCUCCGAGAGCGGGACUCCCGUCUGCGGGAGCUGGAGGCGGCCUCGGCUAGCCUGGAUGAGGCUCGGGCCAGCCGGCUGCUGGCGGAGGAGGAUGCCCGGGGCCUGCGGGCGGAGCUGGCGCAGCGGGAGGAGGCGCGGCUGGAGCAGAGCCGGGAGCUGGAGGUGCUGCGUGAGCAGCUGGCCACGGCCAGGGCCACCGGGGAGCAGCAGCGCUCGGCGGCCGCAGAGCUGGGCCGGGCCCGGGAUGCGGCCGAGGCCCGGGUGGCUGAGCUGGCGUCGGCCUGCGAGGAGGCGCGGCAGGGGCUGGCGGAGCUGCGGGAGGCCUCCGAAGCCCUCCGCCAGUCUGUGGUGCCAGCCUCUGAGCACCGCCGGCUGCAGGAGGAAGCCCUGGAGCUGCGCGGCCGGGCAGCCAGUCUGGAGCAGGAGGUGGUGGCUACUGGCAAGGAGGCCGCCCGGCUGCGCGCAGAGCUGGAGCGCGAGCGUGUGUGCAGCGUGGCACUCUCGGAGCACGAGCGCAUCGUGGGCGCCCUGCAGGCCAACGUGGCCCAGCUGGAGGGGCAGCUGGAGGAGCUGGGACGGCGGCAUGAGAAGACCAGUGCCGAAGUCUUCCAGGUGCAGCGUGAGGCCCUGUUCAUGAAGAGCGAGCGACAUGCGGCUGAGGCGCAGCUGGCCACAGCAGAGCAGCAGCUACGGGGGCUGCGGGCCGAGGCGGAAAGAGCACGUCAGGCCCAGAGCCGGGCCCAGGAGGCUCUGGACAAGGCCAAGGAGAAGGACAAGAAGCCUCCUCCCCUGCCCCCACCCUUGGGGCCUUCCGCGCAAGGGUGGCCUGCAUUCCCCAGGGGGCUGGGGCUGGGGCUCCCCGGCAUCCUAACUCAUCCGCACCAGCCCUGCCAGUGA
Cebus imitator (Panamanian white-faced capuchin) is the source of this 3529-nucleotide messenger RNA. RefSeq names its product ankyrin repeat domain 24 (gene ANKRD24). The transcript is spliced from 20 exons. The record is from RefSeq and is a predicted model, not a curated record. The coding region runs from base 20 to 3529 and encodes 1169 amino acids. NCBI's taxonomy places the organism in Eukaryota, Metazoa, Chordata, Mammalia, Primates, Cebidae. Gene Ontology annotation, molecular function: actin binding.